ACUGCCUCUAUCCUCUGUCUGUAGUGUGUGUUGUCUGUAGGCCACUGUCUCUAUCCUCUGUCUGUAGUGUCUGUGUGUGUCUGUAGGCCACUGCCUCUGUCCUCUGUGUCUGUGCUGUCUCUACAGCCUGUCCUCUGUCUGUCCUGUGUACUGUGCUGCUUCGCCGCCAUGCCUCUGCGCCCGAGAGCGCUGUCGCAGCCCCUGAGGGCCAGCAACCUGCUGAGUCCCAAGUCCGCGGAGGAGUCUCGGCCGCGGGCGCUCUCCUCACGCUCCAAGUCCAUGCUGGAGGACGAGCUGUCCUGCCCUGUGUGCUGCGAGAUCUUCACCGACCCGGUGGUGCUCAAGUGCACCCACAGCUUCUGCAAGGCCUGCCUGCAGCAGUUCUGGAGCAAGAAGAAGUCCAUGCGCGAGUGCCCCGUCUGCCGCUCCAAGGUGUCGCUGCAGGAGCCCACCGUCAGCCUGACGCUGAAGAACGUGUGUGACACCAUGCUGAGGGAGCAGGCCAUGAUGCGCGCCGCAACUGAGGCCGCGGCCUCCUCUGGAGGAAGAGGGGGAGGGGGAGCAGAUGGCGCUGGAGGAGGAGGAGGAGGAGGAGGAGGUGCUGUGGGAGCUGGAGUAGGAGCUGGAGGUGGAGGAGGCAGAGGGCUGGAGGAGCUGUGUUCAACGCACGGGGAGCCCAUCAAGCUGUACUGCCAGGAGGACGCCGAGGCACUGUGCUGCGUCUGCCACACGUCCAGGAAACACCAGGGCCACAACAUCUGCCCUGUGGAGGAGGCGGCACAGGAGCUGAAGGAGGAGUUGAAAAAAGAGGUGCUCCCCUUGAAGAAAACUCUUCGAGGGCUCUAUGAGGCAAAGCAGAAGUGUGAGGACACCAGUGUGUAUAUCAAGAACCAGAAGCAGACUACGGAGCGUCUGAUCCGGGAGGAGUUUGCGGAGAUGUACGAGUUCCUUAAGAAGGAAGAGGCUGCACGCCUUGCUGUUCUGGAGGAGGAAGAGGAGGACAAGAAACAGAUAAUGAAGAAGAAGACAGACGGCAUCACGCGGGACAUCCUCACGCUCUCCACCGCCGUCAGGGCCAUCGACAACGAAAUGGCAGUAUGCGACAUAAAGUUCCUCCAGAAUUACAAGAAUACCAGCAAGAGGGCUGCCGUUUCCCAGGAGAUGCCAGAGAAGGGAGUUCCAGGAGUGCUCAUCAACGUUGCCAAGCACACCGGCUCCCUCAAGUACAGGGUCUGGGAGAAGAUGCAGGCCAUUGUGGAAUACACUCCGGUGACCCUUGACCCCAACACGGCCUACAGUUGGUUGACCCUCAACCGGGACCUGACGGCCGUCACCAACAGUGGCGUGGAUCGGAAGCUUCCAGACAACCCCGAGCGCUUCGACCACUUCGUCUUCCUGCUGGGAUCCGAGGGCUACGAGAGCGGGCGUCAUGCCUGGGAAGUGGAGGUGGGCGACAACCAGGACUGGGUGCUGGGCGUGGUGAACGAGAGCGUGGAGCGGAAGGGCAAGAUCUCCGGCUGCCCUGACGGCGGCUUCUGGAUCGUCUCCUUCUCGGACGGCGAGUACACGGCUAUGACGCGGCCGCGCACGACCCUUCACCUCCCGCGGCCCCCCCGCAGGGUCCGCGUGCAGCUGGACUACGAGGCCGGGGAGGUCAGCUUCUCAGACCCCGUCGCCAUGGCGCCCAUCUACACCUUCAGCGGUCACGCGUUCAGCGAGAAGAUGUUCCCCUUCUUCUGCCCCGGGGCCAACAUCAACAGCCCGCUGAAGCUGUGCCCUGUGAAGGUGGCCGUCUGGAACAGCGCCACCUGGUGAUCUGGAGGACUUAUUGUGCCGACAAUACUGUCAAGUCGUCAAACUAGUACCUGCCGCCCUUUCCUGUUGCCUGUAGCCUCAUGAUGCAAG
Molecule: messenger RNA, 1905 nt
Organism: Engraulis encrasicolus (European anchovy)
Lineage: Eukaryota; Metazoa; Chordata; Actinopteri; Clupeiformes; Engraulidae
Gene: trim35-12
Product: tripartite motif containing 35-12
Exons: 9
Coding region: 169-1815 (548 amino acids)
Biological process (GO): protein ubiquitination
Cellular component (GO): cytoplasm
Molecular function (GO): ubiquitin protein ligase activity; protein binding; zinc ion binding
Source: RefSeq, a predicted model, not a curated record